CCUCAAAAUGGCUGUCGAUUUGAACAUAUUUUCUUAACAAUUAACGAAAGAGACAGCUCAAGCAGAACGAGAAAAAUCCAUACGAAAACACGAAUUUUUAUCUAUACAAUGAAGAAACUCAAUUGAAUUUUAGAGCUUUUUAUAUCUACGAAAAACAGAAUUUUAUCAACAUGGAUGCCCAAACUGGAGAGCAAAAUACUACAUCGCAGACCAGAGCUGGAAGGCACCGAUCUCGGAAGCAGCAAAARCCAUCUACUGCCGAAAGGGAGCAAAAGAAAGCUUCAAGGCUUCAAGCCAUUGGYCCUGGUGAAUCUAUAAAGGAAAAACAGCUAAAAGCAAGAGAAGAACGUGAAGCCAAGAGAUCAACAAUGGACUUCAGACAUGAAUACAUAAUUGCCACAAUAGCUGAUGCAUUGGCAAUACCUACAGAAGAAGUCACUGAAGCAAUGCUUGAAGGCUCACAGCUUGAAACAAUGGAUGCUUUCUUCAAGGCUGAAGGACUUCAAAAAAUCAUGUUCUUUUUCCAGGAGAGUGACAGUAAUGUACCAGAAGCAGUUGAACAUGUGCGUCUUGGUCCCAGUGGUGCUCAAAAGACGGUCAUAAAAUCAAAAUACAAAGUAUUUCUGACUGAUGGAAAGGAUGAGAUGUUAUCUGGRGCUUGCAUCUUUUUUAUCAGGAACAAUCCUUCAAAACAAGUCACUUUUGCUAACAUAUUUCAGGAAGCAACAUUUGGUGUUCUGGACACUAGAGGUGUUGGUAUUCUUCAUUCUGUGGAGAGACUUCUUGGAGAUGUCUUUGUACCUGCACUGGGUAGAAACACAACAUGGGCGAACUUGGAACAGAACCAAGGACUGUCUGUUAAACAAGAGUUUAUGAACCAACUGGAUUCUUUUGUUGGUAUUCUUGCCAGUGCUCAAGCAAGCUUAGAGGAUGCAGUGUCAUUGAAAGAACCAGAGAACAUCAGUCUCUCACAUAUUGCGACGCCAGCAGACUUCAUUGCAGCAGCCAGUUCUACAGAAACACUGGAACAGAUAGAAGAAGUAGUGACGGCAUGGAUCAAACAGAUUGAACAGGUUUUAGCUGAAAGUGAACAAAUGCGCAAAGAAGCAGAYGAUGUCGGCCCCAAAGCAGAACUUGAUCACUGGAAGAAAAGAAUGGCCAAGUUUAACUCUUUACUUGACCAAAUCAAAGGUUCAGAUUGUAAGGCAGUAGUUGGUGURCUGCAUGCUGCCAAGUCAAAACUUCUCAAGACAUGGAGAGAGCUGGACAGUAGAAUUACGGACUAUGCCAACGAAGCCAAGGAUAACGUCAAGUUCUUGUAUACACUGGAAAAGUUUUGUGAYCCUUUGUAUAAUAGUGACCCUGUCGGGAUGAUGGAUGCAAUCCCUGGUCUUGUCAAUGCAAUUCGUAUGAUCAACAGCUACUCGCGAUACUAUAACACCUCAGAAAGGAUGACAGCUUUAUUUGUGAAGGUCACAAACCAGAUGAUCACAGCGUGCAAAAACUACAUCACAGAGCACGGUUUGAAAACGAUAUGGGAACACCCACAGGCAGAACUUAUCGAAAAACUUCAAAACUGCAUCAAACUUAACGAGGAAUACCAGCGAUGCUUCCAGAGAACCAAGCAAAGRCUUGAACAAAAUCCCGACGAGAGACAAUUUGAAUUCAGUGAGAUGUAYAUAUUUGGAAAGAUAAAUACUUUCUCGCGGCGUUUAAAAAAGAUUAUUGAGAUGUUGAACACUAUGCAAGCUUUCAUGUGUCUUGGRGAGUCGAGGAUUGAGGGUCUGGAGCAGAAUUGGAAUAAAGUUCAGCUGAUAAUGACAACGAUGAAGAAAAARCCAUACGACUUACUGGACUACAGGAAGAUGGACUUUGAUGCUGAUUUUGAAGAGUUYAGAAGACAAAUCAACGAACUUCAGACUCAGCUUCAAAUCUUCAUGGACUAUUCCUUUGAACGAAUACCUUCGACACAGCGAUCUUUGAGACUCAUUCGAAAGUUUGAACGGCUCAACCUCGAAUGCCUCAAAGAAACAGUACAAGAAAAGUACGAACGAAUUCUCACUUAUUUCGGCCGUGACAUCGAAACAAUUCAAAAAAUAUACCAAAGACAUAAAAACGACCCCCCAGUGGCCUGGGAUCUCCCGCCAAUAGCUGGCAAAAUAGCYUGGGCACGACAGAUGUACCGACGCAUUCAAGAACCAAUGGAGCUUUUCCAAAGAUACCCAGCCAUACUACAGACAAGUGAAGGGAAGAAAAUUAUUAAAAAUUAUAACAAAAUGGCUAAAGUUCUUUUAGAGUUUGAGCUGCUGUAUCAUCAGGCGUGGAUCAAACAGGUGGAAGUAAUCAAGACUGGUCUCCAGGCCUCUCUCCUCGUGCGCCACCCCGAGAACAAGCAGCUCUUCGUGAACUUCGAUCCUCAAAUCAUGACUUUAAUAAGAGAGACUGAUUGUAUGGUUCGACUGGGUCUCGAUAUCCCAUUCUCUGCUCAGACACUGCUGCACAAACAGAACUUACUGAAAAAGAACAACGAUAAACUACUGCUUCUUCUUGAAGAACACAGCCGGGUUCUAAACAAAAUCCCGCAGACUUUCAAACCAUUAAUGGCUCCACAUCUCGCUAAAGUAGAAGCAUCGAUUGAUCCAGGCUUAGUCAUGCUGAACUGGACCUCGCUCAACAUCGACACUUACAUCGACAGUGUUUAUGAAUCGCUUGGCGAGCUGGAGCUGUUGAUAAAUCGAGCUAAUGAUCUCGUGGCGUACAGAAUUGAUGCGGUUUURGAGGAAAUGAGUGCCAUUCCAYUGACUGAGUUACCCACGCACACGCCUAAGACCAUAGAGGAAUUCUUGAAGAACACAGAGAAUCUAUGCAAACGUGGCGCUGAACUUCUAGAAGUCAAGAGCGUUCGAGUCGAAGAAGCAGCCAACGAGUUGAUCUCAAUGUUACUUGACGUCGAAGAAGAAGAGGAAGACAAAGAAGACGAAGAACGGGACGUCCACUUAUCUGACGGCGAAGAAGACGCACCUACUGUGUUUGAUAAGAAAGAAGAGGAGCAUGAAACCAAGCCAGAACGACCUCCUAGCUCGCCAAGAGCCGGCUCUAGUCGACCUGGCAGUCGAGCCACAGGAAGCCGGCUCGGUAGCGCGGUCAUCAGCCCACAGGCGGCCGCCGCGAAACGAAAACGCGAAAUGCGCGACUACUUAGCCGAGGAGGCCCAAGAGUUACUAUCGUACUUUAAUCAUCGUAACAUCGACGCUAUUGUUCGUGUCAUUCGGAGCACACUCGACUCAACUCGGCGACGCGUCGCGGCAAGUACGGCGCAUCAUUUCGUGACAACUCAACCGGAAUCUGGUCGUGAAAAUAAUAACGCUGUAAUGCCUUUAUUUAAGGCUUUCGUGACUCUACAAAUUCCUAAUAUCACAAUGCAGCCAGCGUUGGAUGAAAUACAACAAUCACUUCAAGUGGAAGUAAUCAAGACUGGUCUCCAGGCCUCUCUCCUCGUGCGCCACCCCGAGAACAAGCAGCUCUUCGUGAACUUCGAUCCUCAAAUCAUGACUUUAAUAAGAGAGACUGAUUGUAUGGUUCGACUGGGUCUCGAUAUCCCAUUCUCUGCUCAGACACUGCUGCACAAACAGAACUUACUGAAAAAGAACAACGAUAAACUACUGCUUCUUCUUGAAGAACACAGCCGGGUUCUCAACAAAAUCCCACAGACCUUCAAACCAUUAAUGGCGCCACAUCUCGCUAAAGUAGAAGCAUCGAUUGAUCCAGGGUUAGUAAUGCUGAACUGGACCUCGCUCAACAUCGACACCUAUAUCGACAGUGUUUAUGAAUCGCUUGGCGAGCUGGAGCUGUUGAUAAAUCGAGCUAAUGAUCUCGUGGCGUACAGAAUUGAUGCGGUUUUAGAGGAAAUGAGUGCCAUUCCAUUGACUGAGUUACCCACGCACACGCCUAAGACCAUAGAGGAAUUCUUGAAGAACACUGAGAAUCUAUGCAAACGUGGUGCAGAACUUCUAGAAGUCAAGAGCGUUCGAGUCGAAGAAGCAGCCAACGAGUUGAUCUCAAUGUUACUUGACGUCGAAGAAGAAGAGGAAGACAAAGAAGACGAAGAACGGGACGUCCACUUAUCUGACGGCGAAGAAGACGCACCGACUGUGUUUGAUAAGAAAGAAGAGGAGCAUGAAACCAAGCCAGAACGACCUCCUAGCUCGCCAAGAGCCGGUUCAAGUCGACCUGGCAGUCGAGCCACAGGAAGCCGCCUCGGUAGCGCGGUCAUCAGCCCACAGGCGGCUGCCGCGAAGCGAAAGCGCGAAAUGCGCGACUACUUAGCCGAAGAGGCCCAAGAGUUAUUAUCGUACUUUAAUCAUCGUAACAUCGACGCUAUUGUUCGUGUCAUUCGGAGCACACUCGACUCAACUCGGCGWCGCGUCGCGGCAAGUACGGCSCAUCAYUUCGUGACAACUCAACCGGAAUCUGGUCGUGAAAAUAAUAACGCUGUAAUGCCUUUAUUUAAGGCUUUYGUGACUCUACAAAUYCCUAAUAUCACAAUGCAGCCAGCKUUGGAUGAAAUACAACAAUCACUAAAUAAAGCUGCGCAGUGUGUCGUGUCAGUYUCSAAAGGAGUUUCACAAUGGAAUAAGACUUGUAAGGCGCUUAUGAAACCUGAAAAGAAGGAGGAUUCUGAUAACGAGGAGGGAGGUCGAAGUCGUUCCGCAAGUAAUGCUGGUCUUAGUGAUGAUGAAAGUCGAAGYGACAUCGCGCCWCAUAGGCGGUCAGGGAAAUUACAUGGYGAUGACAGUAGCACGGUUGUCAGUAUGCAGUUGUCGCCYCCCAARGCAAAUUACUACAAGAACGUGUCYGAAAACAAAGAGGUUGCUAAACUCGCCUCGAUGCUGACAACUGUCAUCAACUCGCAAAAGAAAGAAGUUUUAACAGCUUUAGAUAUCUUCAGUCAUUAUCAGAUCAUAUGGAAAGGAGAUCGAGAGCAGACCAUACAAGAUUUCCUGAAAUGCGACCCCAAGUUGUCUGAGUUUGAGGCGCAGAUUCUCCAUUACAAGGAACUAGAGAAAAGUAUCGUCCAGGAGCCUGAGUCGUACAGUGUUGGAGCUAUUGCACUAGUGACAGAAAAGCUUAAAGCCUCUUUAUGCGCCGAGACGAAGGCUUGGUGUUUAUCGUUUGGUCGUAAUUGUAACAUCAAAUACCGUACAGAGAUGGAGGAAAUUUUCGCAUUCCUGGAGGACAUGACCAAGAGAUUGAGUCGACCAAUCAAGGACUUGGAUGACAUUAGACUUGCCAUGAAUGCUUUAAAGGAAAUUAGAGAGAAAGAAAUCAAAAUUGACAUGUGUUUGGGUCCAAUUGAGGAAUCUUAUCAAAUGCUGUCACGUUAUGAGCUACCCGUGGCUAGAGAAGAAUCAGAAAGAGUUGAUACCAUGCGAUACUCCUGGCAGAAACUCCAGGCCCUAGCGAUCGAGUCCCAGGAUCAUCUAAUCACUAUUCAGCCUAAUUUCAAGGGUGGUUUAAUUGAUGAAGUUAAGGUGUUCAUUGUGGACGUUGACAAGUUUACAAAAGAUUAUCAYAAUGUUGGUCCAAUGGUACCAAAUGUCCCACCACGAGAAGCCAGCGACAGACUCAUCAUAUUCCAGAACCAUUUCGACACGUUAUGGCGCAAAUACAUCACGUAUUCGGGUGGAGAAGAGCUAUUUGGUCUGCCAGUGACCGAGUACCCAGAACUGAUGCAGAUCAAACGAGAACUUAACCUGCUGCAGAAGCUGUAUGGACUGUACAAUGACGUCAUUGACACUGUCAAUGGCUACUAUGACAUCCUAUGGCAGGAUGUUAAUAUCGAAAAGAUCAAUCAAGAAUUACUGGACUUCCAGAACAGGUGUCGCAAACUCCCUCGUGCCUUGAAGGACUGGCAAGCAUUCUUAGAUCUAAAGAAAACAAUCGAUGACUUUAAUGAGAGUUGUCCACUAUUAGAACUAAUGGCUAAUAAAGCAAUGAAGGCUCGACAUUGGGACAGGAUCGCUGCCCUUACCGGGCACACUUUUGAUAUCGAGUCGGAGACGUUCUCUCUUAGAAAUAUCAUGGAAGCGCCUCUACUGAAGCACAAGGAGGACAUUGAGGAUGUAUGUAUAGCAGCGGUGAAGGAGAAGGACAUCGAAGCCAAACUCAAGAUGGUUAUCGCUGAUUGGAACACUAAAGAUUUCACCUUUGCAAACUUCAAGAAUCGUGGAGAACUUUUAUUACGAGGUGACAAUACAUCAGAGAGCGUGUCGCUGUUGGAGGACAGUUUGAUGGUUCUGGGAUCACUGAUGAGCAACAGGUACAAUGCUCCGUUCAAGAAAAACAUCCAAGCAUGGGUACAUAAACUUUCCAACACGACCGACAUCAUCGAAAACUGGAUGACAGUACAGAAUCUSUGGAUCUACCUUGAAGCCGUGUUUGUUGGCGGUGACAUUGCCAAACAGCUACCAAAGGAAGCUAAAAGGUUCCAGAACAUCGAUAAACAGUGGGUCAAGAUCAUGACACGUGCACACGAGAACUCGAACAUUGUCCAGUGCUGUGUUGGAGAUGAAACGUUGGGUCAACUAUUGCCGCACUUGCUGGAGCAGCUGGAACUCUGCCAGAAGUCGCUAACAGGGUACCUGGAAAAGAAGAGGCUGGUAUUUCCUCGAUUCUUCUUUGUGUCUGAUCCAGUUCUUCUUGAAAUUCUUGGCCAAGCAAGUGACUCUCACACCAUACAGGCUCAUUUGCUGAAUGUCUUUGACAAUAUUAAAAACGUUAAAUUCCACGAGAAAGACUAUGACAAAAUACUGGCUGUGGUGUCAUCAGAAGGUGAAACAGUUGAGCUUGUGAAGCCAGUCAUGGCGCAGGGUAAUGUCGAGAUAUGGUUGGGCACAUUGCUCAAUAUAUCCCGUUCAUCUCUACACAAUGUCAUACGACAAGCUUACAUUGCYAUCCAGGACUCGAACUUUAACCUCUUGGAGUUUCUAAACACUUUCCCAGCUCAGGUUGGUCUCCUUGGUAUCCAAAUGAUCUGGACAAGGGAUGCYACCGAGGCUUUGACCAACGCAAAGUACGACAAGAAAGUCAUGCAGCAAACCAACGCUGCUUUCCAGGAACUCCUCCACGUCCUUAUUGAACAGACAACCAAGGAAUUAACCAAGGUUGAGAGAACAAAGUUUGAGACUUUGAUUACAAUCCACGUCCAUCAGAGAGACAUCUUUGAUGAUUUGUGCCGUAUGCAUAUCCGAACUCCGUCUGACUUUGAAUGGCUCAAGCAAAUUCGCUUCUACUUCAACGAGGACGCUGACAAGUGUGUCGUUAACAUCACCGACGUCAGCUUUGAAUAUCAAAACGAGUUCCUCGGAUGUACUGAGAGACUUGUCAUCACUCCCCUCACGGACAGAUGCUACAUCACUCUUGCCCAAGCCCUUUUUAUGUCGAUGGGUGGCGCACCUGCCGGCCCAGCGGGAACCGGAAAAACAGAAACUACAAAGGACAUGGGAAAAGCUUUAGGCAAAUAUGUCGUAGUGUUUAACUGCUCUGAUCAGAUGGACUACAGAGGACUGGGACGAAUUUUUAAAGGWCUUGCGCAGUCUGGCAGCUGGGGAUGCUUUGACGAGUUCAACCGUAUCGACCUUCCCGUCCUGUCGGUCGCWGCGCAACAAAUCUACAUCAUUCUCACKUGCAARAAAGAACGAAAGAAGCAGUUCAUCUUCUCCGAUGGCGAUGUUGUCGAUAUGAACCCUGAGUUYGGUAUCUUCUUGACCAUGAAUCCAGGRUACGCAGGAAGACAAGAACUGCCUGAGAAUCUSAAGAUUCAGUUCCGUACAGUUGCGAUGAUGGUGCCGGACAGACAGAUCAUUAUCCGUGUGAAGCUCGCAAGUUGUGGUUUCACCGACAAUAUUACCCUUGCCAGGAAGUUCUUCACUUUGUAUAAACUGUGCGAGGAGCAAACGGUUUCACGUAAUGGUAUGGUGUACAUGAGUUCGUCUGGUUUGGAUUGGCAGCCAAUUGUCCAGGCGUGGAUCAACAAGCGACCUCCAGCUGAGGGAGAAAUACUAAAAAACUGUUUCGAUAAGUCAUUCGAGCAGACACUUACCUUCGUCCGUGAGGGACUGGUGUGCAAGAUGGAUAUCCUAGACCAUAAUUUCAUCAUGCAGGCUAUAACGUUGUUAGAUGGAUUAAUACCCAAGAAAGACGAUGGUGGACAAAUCUCUUCGUCCCAUCUSGAACAUCUUUACGUGUUUUCRCUUAUGUGGAGUCUUGGUGCCUUGCUUGAACUUGACGAUCGGUUUAAAAUGGAACAGUUUAUGAAGGAGCAGUUUGAUCACGACUUGCCGCCCAUUGAAGAAGGACAAAAUAUGUUUGAGUUUCUUGUUAACGAUUCUGGUGAAUGGGCCCACUGGAACACAAAGGUGGAAGAGUACGUGUACCCUAAAGAUCAUGUCCCUGACUUCCUGUCAAUUUUGGUCCCCAACGUAGACAACGUGUGUAUGGACUACCUCAUAGAAACCGUUGCUAAGCAAUCUAAGGCGGCCCUGCUCAUCGGAGAACAAGGCACAGCCAAAACUGUGAUGAUCAAAGGUCACAUGAGCAAGUACGAUCCUGAAAAACACCUUAGCAAAAGCUUCAACUUCUCGUCGGCGUCAACACCGCUGYUGUUUCAACGAACGAUAGAAAGUUACGUGGACAAGAGAAUGGGAAGCACKUAUGGWCCCCCAGCAGGGAAGAGAAUGACUGUAUUUGUGGAUGAYAUCAAUAUGCCGAUCAUUAACGAGUGGGGUGAUCAGGUAAAGGCAUUGAUAGUCAAAAUGUUGCCAACACCUGCAAAAUUCCACUACGUGUUUAACUUGCGUGACCUGUCACGCAUCUGGCAGGGAAUGCUGAACACUAUCUCAGAGGUGAUUACAAGCGAGCGUGACGUCUUGAGUUUAUGGAAACACGAGUGUAUUCGUGUCGUAUCAGAUCGAUUCGUCGGCCAGCAGGAUAAAGACUGGUUCGAGAAGACUAUGAAGAGGGUUGUUGGKGACGAACUUGGGGAGGAAUAUCAAAUGCUGGUUGAUGCUACACCGUUCUUUGUCGACUUCUUAAGGGACGCCCCAGAAGCUACUGGUGAUGAACCUGACGAUGCUGACUUCGAAACACCAAAAAUCUACGAACCGAUCCAGUCUUUUGAGACUUUGGAGCAAAGGCUUACCAUGUACCUAGAGCAGUAUAAUGAGAGUAUUCGCGGUGCUGGAAUGGACCUCGUGUUCUUUAAAGACGCCAUGAUUCAUCUCAUGAGGGUAUCGCGUAUCGUCCGCACACCAAGAGGCAACGCCCUUCUGGUCGGUGUCGGAGGUUCGGGCAAACAGAGCUUAACAAGACUGGCAUCGUUCAUUGCUGGCUACAAGAUCUUUCAGAUUACACUUACAAGGUCCUACAAUGCAUCGAAUUUAAUGGAAGACUUAAAGUACUUGUAUCGAGUGGCGGGACAAAAUGGCCAGGGAAUCACCUUUAUAUUCACCGACCAGGAAAUCAAGGACGAGGGCUUCCUGGAAUACCUGAACAAUGUGCUGUCAUCUGGAGAGGUUUCCAAUUUGUUUGCACGCGAUGAGAUCGACGAGAUCUGUGGGGAACUGAUUCCCGUCAUGAAAAAAGAAUUCCCCAGACGACCCCCCACAGGAGAGAACCUGUACGAGUAUUUCCUGACUCGAGCUAAGCAUAACUUGCAUGUAGUACUGUGCUUCUCACCGGUUGGUGAAAAGUUCCGCAAUCGAUCUCUAAAGUUCCCCGGCUUGAUCAGCGGUUGUACGAUGGACUGGUUCAGCCGCUGGCCAAAAGAUGCUCUCAUCGCUGUCUCCAACCAUUUUAUUUCAUCAUUUGAUAUAGUCUGUACACCAGAGGUUAAGAAAGAGAUCGUUCAUUCCAUGGGUGUCAUACACGAUGGUGUUGCCAACUGCUGCAAUGACUAUUUCCAGAGGUUUCGCCGUGCUACUCACGUGACCCCCAAGUCCUACCUGUCAUUCAUCAAUGGAUAUAAGUCGAUCUACAGCGAGAAACGAGAAGAGAUUGGUGAACUGGCUCGUCGUAUGAAUACAGGGUUAGACAAACUAAUGGAGGCCAGCGAGUCUGUCGCGCAGUUAUCUAGAGAACUGGCCGUUAAGGAGAAAGAACUUGCCGUGGCAUCGGAGAAAGCUGACAGAGUGUUAAAGGAAGUCAGCGUAAAAGCACAAGCUGCUGAGAAGGUCAAAGCGCAAGUCCAAAAGGUCAAAGACAAAGCACAGGCUAUAGUCGACGACAUUGCUGCUGAUAAAGCUGUAGCUGAGGUCAAACUUGAAAAAGCAAAACCUGCAUUGGAGGAAGCAGAAGCUGCCCUUCAGACUAUCAAGCCACUCCACAUUGCAGCUGUUCGUAAACUACCCAAGCCCCCUCAUCUCAUUAUGAGGAUUAUGGACUGUGUACUAAUACUGCUGGGUAAGAAGACAGAUGCCGUGAAGUACGACGCAGAACGAAUGUGUAUGACGCCAUCUUGGUCUGAAUCACUCAAGAUGAUGAGUAAGUCUGAUUUCCUGCCAAGUCUUGUAAACUUCCCUAAAGACAGCAUCACCGACGAGACCGUUGAACUUCUGGCGCCAUAUUUGGAUGCAGAUGACUUCAAUAUCGAAACUGCUAAAAGGGUUUGCGGUGACGUAGCUGGUCUGUGUUCCUGGACACGAGCCAUGUCGGUGUUCUUUGGUGUCAACAAAGAGGUUCUUCCACUAAAGGCCAAUUUAGCAAUUCAAGAAGUUCGGUUAGGCGUGGCCGAGGCAGACUUGAACAAAGCGCAGGCGCAACUUGAUGAAAAACAGGCCGAACUGGAUGCGGCACAAGCUAUGUAUGACAAAGCUGUACAAGAAAAACAGGAUUUGUUGGACAGCGCAGAAGCGUGUCGUAGGAAGAUGUUGGCAGCCUCAGCAUUGAUUAGUGGUUUAGGAGGAGAGAAAGAAAGAUGGACGGAGCAAAGCAGAGAAUUCCAAGAACAGAUAGGAAGGCUUGUMGGCGACGUUCUUGUGUGCACAGGCUUUCUGUCGUACUCAGGACCUUUCAACCAAGAAUUCCGAGAGAUGCUGAUGUCGAARUGGCAAAAAGAAAUGAAGUCACGCAAGAUUCCWUUYUCKUCUGACUURAACGURACGGGCAUGUUGGCUGACAGYGCAACUGUUGGAGAAUGGAAYUUACAGGUAAAMAAGUCUAAACUAGCUAAAAGGACACUUUGCAAGGAGAAUUAUUCUUCUAAAAGAAAGACUACAGUAGUCGUAGCAUCAUUAGCAAGGUCCGCAAUCACGUAG
Molecule: messenger RNA, 11312 nt
Organism: Exaiptasia diaphana
Lineage: Eukaryota; Metazoa; Cnidaria; Anthozoa; Actiniaria; Aiptasiidae
Product: dynein heavy chain 5, axonemal
Exons: 58
Coding region: 171-11312 (3713 amino acids)
Biological process (GO): microtubule-based movement
Cellular component (GO): dynein complex
Molecular function (GO): minus-end-directed microtubule motor activity; dynein light intermediate chain binding; ATP binding
Source: RefSeq, a predicted model, not a curated record